UCAGUUGCCAUGGUGAUAACACGAACCAAAAAACGAAUCAGCUUUGUGACACUGAGAACUGCAUUUUACUAUUUUAUCUUUCUCAAAUCAGAAUAUCUGACAUUGCUUUAAGAUUGGCUCAAGAAAUAAAAAAGGACAAAACAGGUUUCUGCGUGGGCAUGAUGAACCAGGCUUUGACUGAGCCGAAUCCUGGACAGUCCACACAGGUCUAUACUGAAGAUGACAAGCCUCCUCAGAAAGAUCCCUGCUCUGAAAAAGAAAAUGUCCAUGAAACCUGUUCUACUAUGAUUCCUGUUGGAGCAGGUUCUUGGGGUGAUAGCAGUUUAUCAUGGAUCAUUCCCCAUACUUAUCAACAAAUCAUCUCACCAGAGAUUCUGGACCCAUUCAGCUUUAGAUUGGAGUACCCAUAUCAGGCCAUGCCGUGUCAGCUGACCUACCAAAACUACCACAUGGAAACCCAGAUGAACCAGAACCAACUCCCUGCUGAUCCUGGUCCCUCCUACAGCAGCCACCUCGACUCAGCCUCUGCCAUUUGGUCGAAUAAGGAACCAGCUUUCUCUAAUGUAAGGGUGGAUUUAUACAAUCCUGUACCCAUGGAAAAUCUGCAGUUUCAGCAGCAACCUACUGAAGUUGCAUCUCACAUCACUCAGACUGUGAUGUAUGACGUCGUUGGAGGUGGACAAGUAGUGCUAGUUACUCCCCCCGAGGCAGGACCCACAUAUCUGUCCCUGGAUUCUGCAGAAACACAUCAACACAAUAAAAUGGCCCCAGGUGAAGUUGCCAAUGUGUUGGAGACUACCAAACAGCAUCCUGAAAACCAUCAGACAGCUUGUUCUCUGUAUGAGUGCAGAGUUCAGACAACCAGCAUCCAGCCUCAGGCCUCUCUGCAGAGACCGGUUGGAGCUUUGAUGGAGUUGAGAUCCAAGAAGCCCUGCCACUGUACAAGAUCAAGGUGCCUCAAACUCUACUGUGAGUGUUUUGCCAAUGGAGUGAUGUGCAGCAACUGUGACUGCUCUAACUGCCACAACAAUGAAGAGCAUGAAAUGAAGCGUCGUGAAGCAAUCAAGCUACGUAACCCCAAUGCCUUUAAGUCUAAGCUUGUUGAUUGGAAGACAGGAAAGGCCAAAAGUUGGAACAACAAAGGCUGCAACUGUAAACGUUCAGGAUGCCUGAAGAACUACUGUGAAUGCUAUGAGGCUAACAUCCAGUGUACUUCCAGCUGCAAAUGUAUUGGCUGUUUGAACCAUACAAACAACUCUCAAGUGGGUGCCAAGGGGGGUGGGGGGAAAGUGAGGAACAGAUGUUCUCAGUCAGUGUUGACCCCUGAAUGGGUGGAGACUGUAUGCGGAUGUUUGCUGACUAAGGCAAGUGAGGCUGAGAAGGAGAACAAGUCACACACCAUGGCUCAGCAUUUGGUCCUGGCAGAGUUCGGACAUCAUCUCUCAGAAAUUGUCAAAGCCAUGUUCGACUACUGCCCACAGUAACACUUUCCCUAUGAAGGACCAGAAAAUCUCUGGAGCCCUGUGGUGAACUGAAAAGCUGGGCAACAUCUGCUUUAGCUACACAAUUAGCAUGUUUGAAUGUUCUACAGGCUGUUUGUUGUUUUAAAAUGUUUCCUGACAUUUUGUGAAACUUUGAUGAAUUCUUUAGUUUGUUAUAUAACAAAAUAUAAAGUUUCCUUCUCAUUUAUUUUUAAUUUGUUGUAGUUGUAUUUAUAACAAAAACAAUAUGUAAGAUAUAUGGUCCCGUUUAAUGGAUCAGCACUUAGCAUUCAUCAGCAUAACACAAUAAACCAAUGUAGCAUUAUACACGUUUUAAUCUUUAUUGUUCAGCUCACAUUGUCAUGUAAACAUUGUAACUUUUU
This is a messenger RNA of Xiphophorus couchianus (Monterrey platyfish), 1864 nucleotides long. RefSeq names its product testis expressed metallothionein like protein (gene tesmin). Gene Ontology annotation, cellular component: nucleus. The transcript has 13 exons. The record is from RefSeq and is a predicted model, not a curated record. Bases 159 to 1484 code for a protein of 441 amino acids. Gene Ontology annotation, biological process: regulation of DNA-templated transcription. NCBI's taxonomy places the organism in Eukaryota, Metazoa, Chordata, Actinopteri, Cyprinodontiformes, Poeciliidae.